AUGUCGGGGAACUUCUCAAUUUUCAAUCCAGGAAGGCCAGCGGCACCGAAAUCCGACAAACCGAAACCGGCAAAUCUGCCUUGGGUUGAGAAAUAGUAAGUUUGCAUUGUAAAUCUUGUAUUUUUUCUGCCUUUAGUCGUCCAAGCCAAGUCCAGGAGAUAUCAUAUCAAGAAGAAGUUGUUGCAGCGUUGACGAAAUGCCUGGAAGGAAACGAUGUGAGUUUGGAUUCAUGGAUAAUAGAAAUUUUCGAUUAUUUUUGCGAUUUUCUUGGGAUUUUUGAUGGCAAAAAUUGAUAAACUUCUCUAAGACUCUGUAUACAAGCUUUUUAUAGCAAAAUUUUUGUUUCAGCUGCCUCACAUGUUGUUUUAUGGACCUCCUGGUACUGGUAAAACAACUGCAGCUCAAGCCGUUUACAAACAGCUAUUCAAGGAUCCAGAUACAAUUGCCGAUCGGGUAUUGGAGCUAAAUGCUUCAGACGAACGUGGAAUUGGUGUUGUCCGUGAUCGAGUACGUUUUUGAUGUUAAACUUGAUAUUCGAUGUUUAGAUCAAAGGAUUUGCCAAGCAGAAUGUGCGGAGUACGGCGAGCAAGAAAUGCGCGGCCUCGGUCAAGAUUAUCAUUCUGGACGAAGCUGAUGCCAUGACUUCAUCUGCCCAAAUGGCAUUGAGACGGAUUAUGGAAAGUGAAUGUAGGACAACUCGAUUCUUCAUUAUCUGUAACUACAUCAGCCGAAUUAUUGCCCCGUUGGCUUCUCGCUGCGUGAAAUUCAGAUUCAAACCACUUCCAGCUGAAGCGCAGAUUGAUCGGUGAGGAUUUGACAAAAUUUUUUGUCUCACUUUAUGUCAAGUGCAAGGUCAAAAAUUAUAUCGGAUUUUGUGUUUGUAGAUUGAAGUACAUUGUGGAGAACGAGAAUCUCAAAAUUACCUCCGAAGCCCUCAAUCAAUUGAUCUCAUUUUCGGAUGGAGACCUGCGCAAAUCCAUCACUCGGCUUCAGUCUUUGAGUCUUGGCUUCGACUCGAUUGAAUCGCAAAAUGUGGCCGAUAUUUGCGGUCAAAUUCCCUACGAGCAAAUGGAGAAGUUCUACAAAGCGCUGAAGGGGAACCGAGUGGAGAUUGUGGAGGAGAAAUCCCGAGAAUUUAUUCGCAAUGGAUUCUCUCCGAAGCAAUUCCUCGAACAAAUUUCGGAGCUGAUUUUGAAGGAUGAUUCGUUGAGAUCCGUGGACAAAGCGAGGAUUUUGGGGAAGAUUGGGGUAUGUUCUGACUAGUGGAGGCUCUUCGUUUCGAUUGGAUUAGGUUUUAUCAGAUUUCUGGAAGAUUUCUAUAUUGUACAUGACCCCUGAAAAAAAAAAUUUUUUUGAGUUUGUUUUUGAUAUUCCUCGUUUCAGGAAGAAGAUGCUCGACUUCUGGAUGGUGCCAGCCCACUUUUGGUCAUCACUUCGCUUUGCCUUUCCAUUUUUAAUAUCAAUUCUUCUACCUAA
This is a messenger RNA of Bursaphelenchus xylophilus (pine wood nematode), 1476 nucleotides long. The record is from the annotation of a GenBank genome assembly. Lineage: Eukaryota; Metazoa; Nematoda; Chromadorea; Rhabditida; Aphelenchoididae.